This is a messenger RNA of Heterotrigona itama, 492 nucleotides long. Lineage: Eukaryota; Metazoa; Arthropoda; Insecta; Hymenoptera; Apidae. The record is from the annotation of a GenBank genome assembly.
AUGCUGAUGCUGUACCCAUUGUUCUUUCUUCCUUUGCUAACGGCGACGGAGAUCACGCAGCCUGCCGUGAUACAGGAGCGAUGGAAGCUUCAACUGGAAAAAUCGAGGAAUCUUACGGAUUGGAUCGGUGAUGGUAUUUUAAAUGCUGUGGACACUGUCCUUCCUGUGACUCGAUCUUCGUCCGAAGCUCGCAAGAAGAAGAAGCACAAGUUGAACAAAUACAUCAUCCCUCUGAUCAUAGGGGUUAUGUUGAUCAAGUCGAUUCUAUUGCCUAUAGCGUUGAAAACUUUGGCUAUAUUAAGCGGCAAGGCAGUCGUCUUGAGCUUGAUGAGCUUGAUCUUGGCAGCUAUCGUGGGGUUGAAGAAGGUUGCUCAGAGUCACUCCGGGACAAGCUACGAAGUGGUGAACGUGCCCGUGAAUAAAUACAAGAGACAGGACAUUAUCGAGAGGGACGACGUGAUGGACACCGAGCCUUACAAAUUUUAUAAAGAA